This is a messenger RNA of Brienomyrus brachyistius, 414 nucleotides long. Its product is annotated as histone H4. The coding region runs from base 40 to 351 and encodes 103 amino acids. Gene Ontology annotation, biological process: nucleosome assembly. Gene Ontology annotation, molecular function: structural constituent of chromatin; DNA binding; protein heterodimerization activity. The transcript has a single exon. Gene Ontology annotation, cellular component: nucleosome. The record is from RefSeq and is a predicted model, not a curated record. Lineage: Eukaryota; Metazoa; Chordata; Actinopteri; Osteoglossiformes; Mormyridae.
GCGAGUUUUGUGUCAGUUUCGAAGUUAAACGCAUAAACAAUGUCUGGUAGAGGAAAGGGAGGUAAGGGCCUGGGAAAGGGUGGCGCCAAGCGUCAUCGUAAAGUUCUUCGUGACAACAUUCAGGGUAUUACUAAGCCGGCUAUUCGCCGUCUUGCCCGCCGAGGUGGUGUCAAGCGUAUCUCCGGUCUGAUCUAUGAAGAAACCCGUGGUGUGCUGAAGGUGUUUCUGGAGAACGUUAUUCGCGAUGCCGUUACCUACACGGAGCACGCCAAGAGAAAGACCGUCACCGCCAUGGAUGUCGUGUACGCUCUCAAACGCCAGGGCCGCACUCUGUACGGCUUCGGCGGCUAAGCGUGAAAGCAACACCGAGUGAAUCUAUAGACCCAAAGGCUCUUUUCAGAGCCGCCCAUUUCG